This is a messenger RNA of Porites lobata, 3028 nucleotides long. The record is from the annotation of a GenBank genome assembly. Lineage: Eukaryota; Metazoa; Cnidaria; Anthozoa; Scleractinia; Poritidae.
GCUACCGGGGAGCUGACUUUGCUGAAGAGAAGUUUCGCCUUAAAAGUUCUCCCAAAGAUGAAUCAGGGACUUUUUGCUUUGACAUUUCUCGUUUGCGUUUCUUUUGGUAAGUACUUUUGGUCCGUUCUAUUGCAUUGAUUCGCUCAUUGCCACCUAGUUCUUUCUCGCAAUGAUUAGAUGACAUGGGAGUCGAUCGAUACAUAGCGAAUUUGAAACGGUUUUAUUCAAAGUUCCCUUUCUUAGGGCUGUACUUUCUUCGCUGUAUUGGGUAUACGAUGAUAUGAUGUUCAGUCGUUCCUUACAAGAUUACGCUUCGUCUUUGUUACGGUUGUCUUUACGUAUUAAAUUGAUCUGAAUGGAGGAUCAUCAGAAAAAGCUGAGUUUGUCAAUAGGCCGUUAUAUUGAAAGUUGUAUUCAUGCAUUAGUGAAAAGACACUUUGUAACAUUAAAACUUAACUGGCCACGUUUAAUGAAAACAGCUGCCCUGUAAAACAACAAAACGUUUCCGCGUUCACGGAUAAGCCAGCGCCUACUUUCAUUUGACAGAGGCUUUCAAUAAACCACCAAAUUCCUAACAUAUCAGCUUGUAUCACUGAAAUAGCUUUACUGUUGCUUUAAAAAGUUCAUUUCCACUAGUAAUGCUAUAAUUGUCUUGGUUCGUGGUUCAAAUGGGAUCGAAGUCUACUUUAUUGCUGAAUUAGAAGUACAUCAAAUUUGGCGAGAGAUAAUUGUUAAAACUCUUUUGACAGGUUUUAGCUAUUGUAAACUGUUCCACGCUUUUGAAUCUCUACGUCGAAUAGAAUUUCUAGUAAAAUUUGUUUUUGGGCUCGAAGGAAAUGAUGUCUUGCCAUGAUCUUCUGCAGCCUGAAUUCCUCUGUACAAAGAACUAUCAAAAUUCCGUGACGGUAUAACUUUCACACAUUUGAAGACGGAAAAUUCCAGCUAUGAUUAUAGUAUGCAAUCGUGACUCGUGAAUAUAGGAGCAUGAGAGAAGUAUUAAGGGGUACCACCACAGAGUAAGGGAGUGAGAACUUUCACUCCGAAAAUGAUUUGUCAAAUGCAAGUGAACUUCUCAAACGUCAUGAUCAGUAAGGGAAAGAAAUAUUAAAAGUGCUCUUUCGUGUUAGGUUGUUGAUGGAGUUCUGAAUCAGUAUACCGUAGUCAUAACGUUAAUUUCAAAGUUUUCAUUUUUUUCGUCAAUUUUAGACUUUUUUAAUUUCUAGUGAAUGGGUUCAUUCUCUCUUAGCUCAAUGUCUAUCCGUUGGUUAUGAAAUAAAUAGGGUUCCACGUAAGAUUCCUAGAAACUGAGAAAGGGCUCAUUCAUAUUUUCCCGGAAUCGGGUCUGUCAUUUGUAAGGAUUAUUGAUAAGGCACCUCCCAUUCUGAUUGACCCUAGGUUAAAACUGACGUAAUGUUAAUGCCCUGAGUUUAUUUUGCUGUGACAUUCUGUCACUUAAGAAAAAAGCACUCAAAUGACUGUCCCUAAAAAGCAUGCAUGGUUGGGUCUCGUGUAGCGGAUAAAGAGCAUGAAAAAAUGUUUCAUAACUGAGUCUUCAUAGUUCGUUAAAGUUGACGUGAGGCAACCGGCCUAAUUAAGCACGUGGAAACAGUUGUCUACGAAACAAACUGAGCUAUUUUUGCUGCUAGUUGAAACUCUUAUACUAUACUUAUAGUAUAGAGCUACUAAAGGCCAAAGGAGAAUAUGUUGUCAAGAAAGCUAUGAAACUUCAUUAUAUGACUACUAGAGUAAAAAACAAAAUGAUUUCAAAUGAAAGUUAACUGCUAAAGGAGUUUAAUUUGUGAGGUUUAAUACAUCACAAGGGUCUACUCUCAUCCGAAUUUAGGCCGUUACUGGCCAAACAUUUCACAUUCUUGGUUCUGCUGAGGUCAUUUCUACCGAUUCGCUGCCUUUAAAUGAAUGAGGAGAGGAGACCCUGUCCAUGAAACAAGCUUGCGGGUUAAUUUAACUGGAAAUCUGUUCGCUCAAAAAGAUGAAAAUGAAACUUUUCUUAGGUUACGAGGAAGCCAACCUGACUAUCAUACUACUUAGUAUUAUCAUGAAAAUGUUGUUCUUCUUCACUAGCGAAGACAUCGUGGUUGAAAAAAAAACGGGGAAAUAAUAGACUUUUCAUUCGAAUUUUUUUACUUGAACUUCGUUAGCGAUAAAACCAAAUAAAUUAAGUCUACGUAACUUUGUCAUCGCCACAGGGAACCCGAACGCUGUAUUAGCUGAUAAAAUAAUCAGUUAUUUACCUGUGUUUCCGAAGUCCUUAUGAGCCUUUUUGGAAGUGAUUUGAAUCUAAUCAGUGGAUUCAUAUACUUUCCAAAACCGCUCUUUAAGACUCAGGAAACACAGGUAAAUAACAACUGAUUGUUUUAUCUAGCGCCGGUUCGGGUUCCAUGUGUCAGAACGAUUAUCAAGAGCAUUGCUGGAGCGUUAUAGGCCUUGCGACAGAACCAGUAGAUUCUUAAAAGAUCUAGCUAUCCGUGCUAACAACAGAGGGAAAACGGUACUCGGGCCACAAUCUGUUAGCACUGCUUUGCUGUAUAUAUAGAAAGGAGUGCAAUAAUUCCCUGAAAUUCUGAAGGUCUAUGGGUUCUAUUUCAGCAUGUGGCUUACAGUGUUAUCAGUGCUUCAGCACGAAAAGUUGGGAUGACUGUGAAAGCGCCAAAAAAGUGAUGAACUGCUCCUCUAGUGACAACCGAUGUUUAAAGGGCUACGUAGAUUUCAAAGUGGACGGAAAAUCACAGAAGGGUUACAAAAAAGAUUGUGAUUCAGCGGAUGAUUGCAAAACUGCCACAGACACCGAAGCCUGUAAGAAGGGAACCUGUAAAAUAGAUUGCUGCUCUGGAGAUCUUUGCAAUCCUGCCACAGUACCACUGGUCAGCGCCGUCAUCCUCACCGUAUGCGCUGUUCUGGCCACUUCUCUCUAAGCCAUGAACAGAGUACUCAAGUGUGGCUGUUUAUAGGUCCCAGAUUCGUUGAUUCGUUGUUGGGUUUAGUUUCUAAUUAAGCUUUUUUAUGAAAG